AUGCCGCCCAACUUUGCGCCGGGCUUCCCGGCCCCAGGCAGCAGCGUGCCCACCAGCCACGCGACGGCCGACGCGCAGAACGUGUCGCCGAAUGCUCAGACGCCGACGCGCGCGCCAGCCCCGAGUGCCGAGGCCACCUCGACGCCGUCGACUGCGCCACAGCCGCAGGAGAAUGAGGCGACGCGCACGAACGCCCGGCGGCGCGCGCCCGCCAAGGGCGAGAAGGACAGCCGGACGGGGCGCCGGAAAAUCAAGAUCGAGUAUAUUGACGACGACUCGCGUCGGCACAUCACAUUUAGCAAGCGCAAGGCCGGCAUUAUGAAGAAGGCAUACGAGCUCGCUACGCUCACCGGCACACAGGUGCUGCUGCUCGUCGUCUCGCAGACGGGACUGGUCUAUACGUUCACGACGCCGAAGCUGGAGGCCGUGGUGAAGGAGCCCGAGGGCCGCAACCUGAUCCAAGAGUGUCUGAAUGCGCCGGAUGCAUCCGAUAUGUCGCUGCAGGCGGGCCCGUCGUCGGCGCCGCUGCUGAGAGAGGAGGCGGACGAGGGCGAGGAGGGCGAGGAGGACGAGGACGAGGAGGACGAGGGCCUGGAUAUGGGCCGCGCCGAUGCCGGGCUCUCGUCGCAUGCCAUGGGCGGGGUGCCGGCGCCGCCCUUCGCGCCUGCGAUGGACACGCCGCUCUUCCACCCCGGCUGGGCGCCGGUCGCGAAGGGCAAGCGCGCGGACGACGGGCCAGACAGCCCCGCCCCCAUGCCCCACGCUGCGCUCAAGCGCCGGCGCACGCAGCCGAACCUCUCGAUGCGCGCCUCUGCGCCCGAUGUGACGCAGGGCUUAUAUCAUCCUAAUAUGGUGCCGGUCCCGCACCUCGAUCGCUCAGCGCUGCCCAUGUUCUUUGGCUCGCCCCACACGCCCCAUGCGCAGCCGCCUGAAAAGCGCGGAGCAAGCCCGAGGCACCGCGCUCUAGCUAGGCACCCCGUAGAUACCCCCGACUCUUUGGCACGUGAUCAGCGGUGGCGCCGCGCCUACCUCCACGCUCCCGACGCGCUGGCGCUCAUGGCCGACGUGUGGAUCUCACGCAAGCGGUGGACGUGCAAGUACUGCCAAGUCACCAUCAAUGAUGAUCCACCUUCACGGCGGCACCACGAGAGUGGUCUGCGGCACAAACACAAUGUAGAGCGGGCUCUUCGUGCACUCCACCGCGACACGGACGCACAGCGGCGCGCGGACAACGAGAAGCAACGGACCAUGCAGCGGAUCGAGCAGGCAGCGGCUCGGCAGCAUGCGCGGUAUGAUGGUGGGCGCGCUGAACGCCCGCUUCCGGUGGCACCGGCGCCCAGCGCUGCACCAAGGCCGGACCCGGUGCGGCGCGCCGCGGCAUGGAGACCCUCAGACAAGAUGGCCCACUACACGACGGCGGCCUCGCUGGGUCUCCAGGACGAGGCGCCAGCUCCUCCGCCCCGGGCGGCGCCCCAGACCGCCGAGAUCGGCGCGUGGGAGACGGUGGUGCCCGCCGCGCCGGCCGCGGAGCCAGCGCCGGCCGCACCGGCGCCCAUCCACGAGGAGCGGCAGGCAGCGCGAGACUUUGCACUCGUAGAGCGUUCGCUGGACGACGACGACGAGUCCGAUCUCGUGCCGAUCGUAACGAAGCGUCAGCGCGCCGGCGACGCGGCCCAUCCUAUCAAGGCGGAGCCGGCCACAGAGACCAAGGCCGCGCCGGACGCGCCGGCCCCCGAGCCCACAUCCAGUCUCUUUCGCAAGCGCAAGCCACGCGGCCCGCCCAAGCCGCACGGCGUGUCGUCCUCAGAUCCAUAG
Messenger RNA from Malassezia sympodialis ATCC 42132, 1815 nucleotides. RefSeq names its product C2H2-type zinc finger protein. Gene Ontology annotation, cellular component: nucleus; precatalytic spliceosome. Lineage: Eukaryota; Fungi; Basidiomycota; Malasseziomycetes; Malasseziales; Malasseziaceae. Gene Ontology annotation, molecular function: RNA binding; zinc ion binding. Gene Ontology annotation, biological process: mRNA splicing, via spliceosome. The record is from RefSeq and is a predicted model, not a curated record.